AUGGCAUGGUACUCUAUUCUUCCACCACAGCUUAUCCAAGUGGAAAGCUGGGCAGUGCGGAUAUUUUUCCUCCUCGGUUUAAUCACGAUCGUCCCCUGGUUCGCGCUCAUUAUUUUCGACGCGGCGCUAUGGCUCUAUCGAAUAAUAUUGUGGGAACUUCCUUGGAUAGGCGGACGAGCGCGGGGUCAACAGCGACCCCGUGCACCGAGCUUGAAUGAGCGGCCAGAUGGACAACGUCGAGUAUUCGGACUGCGUGGUUUGGAAACGGACGGCGAUCGCGACGGAGAAUCAACACCGAAUACACCGACUGAACGGAAUUCUUGGGAUACGGGUACAGGGAAGGAGAAUGUCGCACCCAGUGCUGAUGGCUGGGCCCAUUCUAACGCAGAUGGAGAAAUAAAUGCAACGGCAGCUUCCAAGGUUCUUGGCUCCGAUUUGAGACAUCUGGAUAGAACGGGGUCUGGCUGUUGCGGAGAUCGCUCUAUCGCUGCAGCCGAAAUGUCACUUUCUCUAGACAAACAUGAUCCGAUGAUUUCAUGGAAUGAACCACUAGCUCUCAAAAUCCUAAUCGGGUUAAUCCUUGGAAUAUGUGUUUAUACAUGGCACCGGUCCCAGCAACGCCCAGAUUUUAUACUCCAGACAGCGGUCAAGAUCGAAAACCAGCUGGGUAGCAAGGGCCCAAUCAUCACACCUUUAGCAGACUUCGAUUGGCAAAAGACACAGCCUCUGCAGCUCCGCCCUUUCCAAGGAAAAGAAAAAUUGAAUUUGACCAUGGCAAUCGAGAACAUGGAUGCAUCCGAUUUGAUACAUAUGGACAAAACGUACAAAGACAGAAUAACACUCCGCCAAAAGCUUCUCGCACAGCACCACGACAUCGUAGUCGCAGUCAACGAAACCACAACAUCAGAUACACGGACCCGCACAGCAGUUAGCGAGCUUUACUCUUUUAUACUAGGAACAUACCUCCCAUCUCGAUAUCCGCAGAUGUUCAAGCUGCAUGAUCAUACAGACAAUGAGUCCGAACUAUUCGAGAAUCUGAUAACAGGCAAAGCUUGGCCAACGAGUCUCAGUCCCGAAACACCCACGAUCCAGGCACUAGAGAUCCUAGCACAAACCGUCGAUGAGGAAUUCCUUAUUCUCCUUCCUGAUGCUUCAUCCGAACCUGAUCAACCGAAAUAUAUGCUUCAGGCGUAUGCUACUUGUUUUCCAUCUGGGUUUAAUACCCGAGAGAAACUCGGCCUCCGUUUAGCUGAUAUCCAUGGUCCUGUUCCUGGGUAUGCGGAGAAGCUGGAACGAAGUAUGGAUCGGUUCUUUGCGAAGAUUGAGAUGGGUAGGUUUGUGAAGAGAGUGAAUUGGAGUGUUACGACGGAGACAGAGCUAUUCGCUGCUUUUGGUUCAGUACAUGCUUCACCGGCUCCUGAGGAUAUACAGGAUAAUGUUGAGAAGGCGGAGACUGAAGCAAAGGCUUUGAAACUUGAAGAACUCGACAUUGCGCAGAGAUACUGA
Penicillium malachiteum is the source of this 1506-nucleotide messenger RNA. RefSeq names its product heme-dependent oxidative N-demethylase family protein. The transcript has 5 exons. Bases 1 to 1506 code for a protein of 501 amino acids. The record is from RefSeq and is a predicted model, not a curated record. NCBI's taxonomy places the organism in Eukaryota, Fungi, Ascomycota, Eurotiomycetes, Eurotiales, Aspergillaceae.